Bipolaris victoriae FI3 is the source of this 1047-nucleotide messenger RNA. RefSeq lists its product as hypothetical. Gene Ontology annotation, biological process: ergosterol biosynthetic process. The coding region runs from base 1 to 1047 and encodes 348 amino acids. NCBI's taxonomy places the organism in Eukaryota, Fungi, Ascomycota, Dothideomycetes, Pleosporales, Pleosporaceae. Gene Ontology annotation, molecular function: C-4 methylsterol oxidase activity; iron ion binding. The record is from RefSeq and is a predicted model, not a curated record. The transcript is spliced from 2 exons.
AUGGGCGCGUUCCUAUCUUCCAUCAUCGCGCCCAUCGCCCUCCCCCUAGGCUCCUUCCUCGCCAUACCCAUGUUCAGCUCGUGGUCUACAGGCUUAAACCUCAUAUUCCUUUCUGUCGCAUGGACAACAAUCGCUGCAUCUUAUUCGCCUCUGCAAUUGGAACUCGUUGCUCCCUUCGUCCUGCGACUAUCACUGUACAUCAUACCCAGCCUUAUCUUUCUUAUCUUCGACAUUGGCGUGCCUAGUCUUGCGGUCGAGUUCAAGAGCCAGGGGAAGUGGGGAAUCCCGAGUAACCAAAGAGGUGGUGCGAGAGCAGCGAGAAGGGUAGUGGCUUGGAGUUGUGCUAAUGUACUGCUUACGGUUGCGCUGCAAGCAGGGAUUGAGUUUCUUGUGACUGAUGUGUUCCAAAUGAGGAGCCUACUGCGCAUCAAGGGCAGCAGAUGGGGACUCAAUCACUUGCCGAAUCCUUGGACCAUGCUAAAGCACGGCAGCAUUGCCUUUGUGUCGCGAAACAUCCUCCAAUACUACAUCCACACUCACCUCCUGCAUUCACCCACUGGCGGGGCCCUGUCAACACUCCACCAAAACUGGCAUCACAGUAUCCGGAUUCCUUACUCUUUUGUGGCAAAUUACGACCAUCCCAUCUGCCAUCUUUUGCACCGUUUUCUUCCUCUGUACCUUCCCGCAAUCAUAUUGCGAAUGCACAUCUUGACCUACCUCAUCAUGGUUGGACUCUUCAGUCUCGAAGAAACAUUUGUGUACUCUGGCUAUAAUGUCUUACCAUCAACCAUCAUGUUGAGGGGCAUGGCACGUCGUGCUGAUGCGCAUAUGAUGAGUGAGGGGGAAGGAAACUACGGAUGCCUGGGUGUGUUAGACUGGUGUCAUGGAACGACCUUGGGUAAGGAUGUCAUGGAGGACCUCAAGGCAGAAAUGGAAAAGCACAAUGUGGAAGCCAAGGCAGGAAAGGCUAUGGACGAAGCAGGGAAUGCAGCAAACGGACUUGCGGGGAGACUUGGAAGAUCCAAAAAAGGUAAAGGAAGAAAGUAA